Molecule: messenger RNA, 612 nt
Organism: Endocarpon pusillum Z07020
Lineage: Eukaryota; Fungi; Ascomycota; Eurotiomycetes; Verrucariales; Verrucariaceae
Product: 60S ribosomal protein L15
Exons: 4
Coding region: 1-612 (203 amino acids)
Biological process (GO): cytoplasmic translation
Cellular component (GO): cytosolic large ribosomal subunit; ribosome
Molecular function (GO): RNA binding; structural constituent of ribosome
Source: RefSeq, a predicted model, not a curated record
AUGGGUGCCCUCAAAUACGUCGAGGAGCUCCAGAAAAAGAAGCAGUCCGAUGUCCUCCGUUUCCUACUUCGAGUUCGAUGCUGGGAGCUCCGUCAACUCAAUGUCAUCCACCGUGCGUCUCGACCUUCCCGACCCGACAAGGCGCGCCGCCUAGGGUACAAAGCGAAACAAGGAUAUGUGAUCUAUCGUGUCCGGGUACGACGUGGUGGUCGCAAGAGGCCAGUACCGAAGGGAGCAACCUACGGCAAACCAACCAAUCAGGGUGUCAAUCAACUCAAGUACCAACGAUCGCUCAAGUCGACCGCGGAAGAGCGUGUUGGCCGUCGAUGUGCUAAUCUUCGAGUCCUGAAUUCGUACUGGAUCAAUCAAGACUCUACCUACAAAUACUACGAAAUCAUCCUUGUUGACCCCCAGCACAAAGCUAUUCGCCGGGACCCCAGGAUCAAUUGGAUUGUCAACCCUGUACACAAGCAUCGCGAAUCCCGUGGACUUACUGCGACUGGAAAGAAAUCGCGUGGAUUAGGAAAGGGUCAUCGUUACAACAAGACGACGGCAGGCCGGAGGAAGACGUGGAAGAGGCUCAAUACUUUGUCUCUCUGGCGAUAUCGUUAG